UUAAGGCUUUGCUCCUAACCAGUAGGUGGCAGUAAUGCCCCGUUCAGUUGUUUGAUAACCACUAAUAAUGCCAAGAGAAGAAGAGACGGGAAGAAGAGGAAAAAGAACACACACCGCCGCCAUUACGGCCUUUUCCACUAGUACCUACUCAGUUCGGCUCGAGUCAGCUCGGCGCAGUUUUGAGCCUUUAUCGCUAACAGGUAUCACGUUAUCGCACGUUUUUGCAACCAGUUUUGGUUUCUGGACCGAUUUGUUACAGAUUUGAUACCAAACGUACCGAGCUGUGCCAAAAAUGCAAGUUCGGAAGACUCUCGGUUACUGAUUGGCUAAGGGGUGGAGUCGCUGUUUGCAUCAUUACCAAACUCUGACCCGCCAUUUUUAAAAAGCGACUACACAUUUUAACGUAUGUACAGUCUAUGAUUUUAACCGACAAUGGCUAACCUGAAAGUCCCGUGGUCCAACGAUGAGGUACAAACUUUUUUGUGCUUGAUGUCCAAUGAGAGGAUCCAAAGGCAGCUAGAUGGAGCCACUCGUAACGAAAGAAUUUUUAGAGAGAUUUCUGAGCUGAUGGCAUGUCAUGGAUUCCAGCGCACAGGUAAACAAUGCCGUGAAAAGUUAAAAAAGAUGAAGAGCGAUUACCGCUCUAUUAAGGACCUCCGCAAUAAGGGUGAAGCCCACAGAAAGUGGAAGUGGUUUGAUCAAAUGGAUGCAAUUUACGGGCACAGACCUGCAAGCAACGAGAGGGAGAAAGGCAUGGACACAGUCACUGCUAUUUUGGAUAACUUGAUGGAUGACGGUAUAAAAAGGGAGGACUGGACCGACGAGGAGACCCAGUGUUUUUUAGCUUUGUGGUCGUCAUCAGACGUUCAGAAGAAAUUUGAGGGGGCAACUCAAACAAAGCUAAUGUUCGAGUAUCUACAGAGGGAGAUGUCUGUUGCAGGAUAUCACAAAAGUGUUGACCAGCUCACAAACAAGUUAAAAAACCUACAAAAGGAGUUCAGAGACCAUAAGCGGGAGUUGGGCCGAAUUGGGCACUGGAGUCCCCAACAAAACACUUACUUUGAGAUAUUAAACUCUGUCAUGGGGGAUGAACCAGAGGACCAAAGUGUUGAGGCCCUGAAUUCCAACACAGCAGCGAACAUCCUCCUGGCCAUGGUGGACGAGCCAGAAGAGGAGGAGGAAAGGAACGCCUCAGAAUCUGACCCGACGUGGAAAGAGGACGAUGAAGCGGUUAGACCAGUGGCCUGCAGCUCUUCAGUACCAGAUGCUCAGUUCUCUAGCGGUCUGGGUAAACGGAAGCGCGGCGCUAACUCAGAGCUGAUCAAAUAUCUGCAGAGGUCAGAGAAACGGCUAGAGGAGGAGCGUCGGCGAGAAGAACGGCUGACAUCAGUUUUUGUUUCUAGUCUAAAGAAGAUGGAAGAAAACAGCAGCGCAGUAAUAGGGCUGCUAGGUCGAAUGGUGUCCAUCAUGGAGAGGGCUGCACCAAAGUAAUUUUUUUGUUUGGGCGCAUCACUUUUUCAAAAGUUGUUUUAUUUUGUUAAGUGCUUUUAGAAAAAAUUCUCUGUAAAUAUUUUUUUCCACAUAUCUUUAUCGAGUUUAUCACACUUAUCUUAAUAAAAGCCGCUGUGAUGAAGAA
Messenger RNA from Nothobranchius furzeri (turquoise killifish), 1636 nucleotides. Its product is annotated as zinc finger and SCAN domain-containing protein 20. Lineage: Eukaryota; Metazoa; Chordata; Actinopteri; Cyprinodontiformes; Nothobranchiidae. The record is from RefSeq and is a predicted model, not a curated record.